CAAUGCACGAAAGUAAAAGGAGCUAUCUACGAGGGAGGUUUUGGAUCUGGAGCACCGUCGGUCUCUCAUUACUCAGCCUCACUCUUCUGAUUGCACUGAUUGCAGUAGGUGAGAAAUGGCGGGAACUGGAGGAAAACCAGCAGCAACUAAUUCACAGGUCCCGUAGGUCCUCGGCGGAAACCGAAGUUGGUAAAAGGACGAAACGCACCACCCACUGGAAUGUGCCGCAUUGGCGGUCUUAUUGGAAUUACAGAAACUAUUGGAAUAUUCUUCCGAAAUAUGAACUUUCAACCCCCUCCAUUUUCGAUUCUCUGACCAAUGAGGAGAUGUUAAAAAUCCAGCGGUUCAUGCAACAGCAACCAGAGCUGAAUCUAAAACCGGUGUCUGAAGCCUCCAUGUCUGAUAAUUAUAUCUUCCUCAUGGAAGCCGUACUCCCGCCAAAAUCCGAAGUAUUGGAUCACCUCGAUAGAGGGCAGCCUAUGCCAGCGCGCCGUGCGCGUGUCACGUGCUUCAUGGGAGCAAAGAAUCCUCCGGUCGUUGAAGAGUUCUUAGUUUCUCCGUUACCGAGAGUGGCGCGAUAUGAACGGGUUGGCAGUAAAAUAUCGUUCCACGCUAGACCAAUUGACGGUUUUGAAUCCAAUGGAAUGGAUGAAUACAUCUUCAAACCUAUCACAGAAAAGAUGUUUCCAAUUUUAAAGAAAUACUACGGCUACUGGUACCACAACUGCACCAAUCGGUGUAUUUAUUUUGACACGAGCGCACGAGGUCUUAGAGCAGGAGAUCGUCAGGUCCACGCGUCGGCUUACCGAUACGGAAUUGACGGCUACUACAUUUGGCCACUUCCUUUGCAGAUUGUCGUGAAUACAAACGGCAAUAACCCUGCAGCUUACAGCGUAACCAGAUUGUACUUUGAACAUCAAUCGUACAGCAACGUCGACGAAAUACUGGAUGCGUACAACAGUGGUCAACUGAAGGUAACCAAACUCCCACCUCCACCAACUGGACCGACGUACGGCUCUCCUGAGAAACGACGCUUGCAUUACGACGGCAAUUAUCGUAGAAGAAAACGCAUCCCGAAACAGUUUGAACCAGACGGUAAACGGUACACUGUUGACGGACACCGUGUUAAAUAUCUGGAUUGGGAGUUCAACGUUCGCUUUCGUGCCUUGACGGGAAUACAGAUAAUGGACGUGAGAUUCCGAGGUGAGAGAAUCGCCUAUGAAAUUGGUAUUGGGGAAAUAGCUGUCUAUUAUUCAGGAAGGGAACCCACAGGAAUUUUAGCAAAUUUCCUAGACUCGGGAUUCGUGCUCGGUCGACUGCAUUUCCCACUUCUAAAAGGGUAUGACUGUCCCAACAACGCCAUGUACUUCGACAACACCUUUUACAACCCAUCAGGCGGCCGUCCCCACACCCAUAGGUCCGCUGUCUGUCUGUUUGAACACAACACUGGUAUACCAGUCCGUCGACACUAUUUGAGAGACUAUACCGGCCCAGAUAUUUCGAGUUUCAAUUACCAAUUUAGCCUACCGGGCACCGUACUCAUUCUUCGAGGGAUUAUUACACUUUUCAAUUAUGAUUAUGUACUCGAUUACGUGUUUCAUCCUAAUGGCGUCAUUGAGACCAAGGUUUCUUCAACAGGGUACGUAUUCAGCAUCACCAAUCCUAAAGGGGAAAGUUCACCAUACGGGUACAACAUAAACACCGAGAACGGUAUACUGGCACCACUUCACCAUCACAUGUUCAACUUCAAGGUCGAUCUUGAUAUAGGCGGUAUACGAAAUCGGUUCGAGACUUGGGAUCUGAAACUGGAGAACCUCCCCAACCCUCUAGCCCCAGGCGACAGUUGGAUACAGAAGAGACUUGAACGAAAUCUACGCAGAAACGAGCAAGAUGCCCUGAUCAAGUAUAACUUUGACGAACCGAAAUAUUACGUGAUGUACAACGCUGGGGCUAAUAACUCAUUGGGUUAUCCACGUGGAUACCGGAUUUAUUCCAACGGAUUCUCUAAGAAAAUACUACCGGAUGGAUGGUCGUUUGAAAACGGAAUCUCUUGGGCUCGGCAACAGGUGGCAGUAUUGAAGCAGAAGGACAGCGAAGACACAACAGCCAGUCUAUUCAACCAAGCCGAUCCCUACAAUCCCACCAGAAACUUUGCUGAUUUUCACGGAGACAACGAGAGCAUAGUCGACCAGGACUUGGUAGCUUGGGUUACCGUAGGUAUACACCACAUCCCUGUGGCUGAAGACAUCCCCGUGACGACAACCCCAGGAAAGGAGCUCUCAAUCUUUUUAACCCCACUGAAUUAUUAUGACGAAGACCCUUCGAUGACGUCAUGUGACGCAACUGUUGUGCGACCUUGAGAGGCAAGACCUGACGUUGCUC
Molecule: messenger RNA, 2382 nt
Organism: Lingula anatina
Lineage: Eukaryota; Metazoa; Brachiopoda; Lingulata; Lingulida; Lingulidae
Product: diamine oxidase [copper-containing]
Biological process (GO): amine metabolic process
Cellular component (GO): plasma membrane
Molecular function (GO): copper ion binding; primary methylamine oxidase activity; quinone binding
Source: RefSeq, a predicted model, not a curated record